CGCAACCGUCACUGUGUAACGUGUUUUUGUUAUUUCUACCUGACAUUCAAUUCAGCACCGAGCUGCCAUUCUUCCUUCCGAACAAUAAAGUCGUUAUCGUUCCUUUCUAUGGGUUCUGGGUUUUUCUUAUUCCCACAAAAUUCCAAACCUUUCCAUCCGGGUUCCCCAAAUUCCUUCCCAUUCCUUCCCUUAAGAUUCUUGCUAUUCGAGUUGUACCUUCUUCCAUUUUGCUCUAUUGUUGUUCCUGUCCUCUUCCUGAGAACGCCUUUCAUUUGCUUUUGGAGUUGAUAUUGAAUUGGUGCUUCUUUUGAUGGUCAUGUUUGAUUAACUUGAAAUUCCAAUUUGAAAUUUCAUUCUUGGUCAAUCCUGUAGCACCCCCCACCUCUUUCGAAAAUUUCAGUCGGUGACUGGAGUUUGUACAUUUGAGAACAUGCUGAAAAAAUGCACAUUCUUGCUAUGGAGUCGGUUUGAUUGUCGAUUACAUCGUGUAGAGUUUCUCUAGUUCAUGCUAGAAUCUAUUGGGGGAGCUUAUGUAAUUUACAUGAUCGGACAAUUCUGUUUUGGAUUCAUUGCUUAAUUCAUAACAAGAAUUGCUUAACUGGCUUUCAUGGCGGGUUCCGAAGCAAACCCUAUGGUGGUUUCCGGAGCUUCUGGUUCUCGUGGGGUUGAGGAGACGUCUCCUGACUUGUUGAAGAAUACACCAUCAAACAUUGCGAGAUUGGAAGAUUUGAUUGAGCACUCUAAGGGUAGGCAGAAGUAUCUUGCGCAGACGAGGAGUCCUUCGGAUGGGGGCGAUGUUAGGUGGUAUUUUUGCAAGGUGCCCUUGGCAGAGAAUGAACUAGCUGCCUCAGUCCCUCGCACCGAGAUUGUGGGAAAGAGCGACUAUUUUCGAUUUGGGAUGAGAGAUUCUCUUGCAAUAGAAGCAUCUUUCUUGCAGAGAGAGGAAGAUUUGCUCUCCAGUUGGUGGAAGGAAUAUGCAGAGUGUAGUGAAGGUCCAAUUAGACGACCAAGUUCCAGUAAGAUGGUAGAUAAGCAACUAGGUGAAUCUUCUUCAGAAGGUGCUCGAUCAGCCCAACUAUAUGAAGCUGAAGAGGAGAGAGUUGGUGUCCCCGUAAAGGGAGGACUCUAUGAGGUAGAUUUAGUGAGGAGACAUUGUUUCCCUGUUUAUUGGAGUGGAGAAAAUCGGCGUGUUUUAAGAGGUCAUUGGUUUGCACGUAAAGGGGGACUCGAUUGGCUUCCCCUUCGUGAAGAUGUUGCUGAACAACUAGAGAUUGCAUAUCGUAGCCAGGUUUGGCACCGAAGAACAUUUCAACCGUCAGGACUUUUUGCAGCUCGAGUUGAGCUGCAAGGAUCUAUGCCAGGGUUGCAUGCACUUUUUACUGGAGAAGAUGAUACUUGGGAGGCUUGGCUCAAUGUUGAUGCUUCUGGUUUUUCUAGUGUUAUUGGUUUAGGUAGAAAUGGAAUUAAGUUAAGGCGCGGCUAUUCCACAUCUCACUCACCAAAGCCCACACAGGAUGAAUUACGUCAGCAAAAGGAGGAGGAAAUGGAUGAUUACUGUUCACAGGUACCUGUGCGACACCUAGUUUUUAUGGUUCAUGGUAUUGGUCAAAGGUUGGAGAAGUCUAAUUUGGUUGAUGAUGUUAGCAAUUUUCGCAAUAUCACAGAAAGUCUCUCUGAACGGCAUCUUACUUCUCACCAACGUGGCACUCAAAGAGUCAUUUUUAUCCCAUGCCAGUGGAGAAAGGGCUUGAAGCUUAGUGGUGAAACUACCGUUGAAAAAAUUACUCUAGAUGGAGUACGAGGUCUGCGUGUCACGUUGAGCGCAACUGUUCAUGAUGUAUUAUACUACAUGAGCCCCAUCUAUUGUCAGGAUAUUAUCAACUCGGUGUCCAACCAAUUAAAUCGGUUGUAUUUGAGGUUUCUGAAGAGGAAUCCGGGUUAUGACGGAAAGGUUUCCAUAUACGGACAUUCUUUGGGAAGUGUCCUCUCCUAUGAUAUUCUCUGCCAUCAGGAGAACUUAUCUUCCCCAUUUCCAAUGGAUUGGAUGUACAAAGAACACAAUAGAAAUGAAGAAUCAUCUCCUGAUAUGAACAACCAGUCUUCUCCAAGCGACUAUUUGACCAAGCAGGAGGAUAAAAACUUCACAGUAAUUAAUGAAACUCAGGACAAGGUGGGUCACUUUGAAGACAAGUUCAGCGCACGAACAGCUCUUUUGGUAAAAGAGGAAGGAGAUUCUGAAGAUUUUUCCACAAUUGUGGGUCCUGUCACUUCAAAUUUAGAUGAAUGUACCAAGGCUACGGACUCCAACCAACAAAGUGGUCAGAAAGAUUUUGAUGAACUGCCUUGUGAUUCUAGUGACAUACUUUCUCCAAAAAGGGAAGGCUUCGGUGAAACUACAGACAUGAGUUCUGAACUCUUAAUUGAUGACUUGGAGAAAAAGGCCAAGGAAGUGUGUGAAGAUACAAGUAAUGAAGAUAAAACAAUCAAAUUGUUGAGGCAAGAGAUUGAUUCCCUAAAGACCAAGAUAGUAAAAUUGGAAAAGCAGUGCGGAGGUGGAGAUAGGAGUUUGCAUCAAGGAAAUAUGGAGGUUCCUGCAACUAUUGCAAAGCCCCCCAUACAUGAGAAGCAGCUACCUGGGCAAGAUGAUGCGCCAAGGAAUUAUACUCCAUACAUUAAGUAUACGAAGCUUGAAUUUGAGGUUGACACAUUCUUUGCAGUUGGAUCACCUCUUGGAGUAUUCCUUGCACUUCGUAAUAUUCGCAUUGGGAUUGGAAAAGGAAAGAACUAUUGGGAAGAAGAAAAUAUAAGUGAAGAGAUGCCUGCAUGUAGGCAAAUGUUUAAUAUUUUUCACCCGUUUGAUCCUGUGGCAUACAGAAUAGAACCACUUGUCUGUAAAGAAUACAUCGGUAAGCGCCCUGUUCUUAUACCCUAUCACAAGGGUGGAAGGCGAUUGCAUAUUGGAUUUCAGGAAUUUACUGAAGAUUUUGCAGCUCGUACCCAGUCACUAAUGGAUCACAUGCACUCUGUAAGGGUCAAAGUGCUCACGGUUUGCCAAUCCAGAAAUGCAGAUAGCGCAGAAGAGUCGGGAGGGGAUUCCCAAGAAAAAGAAGAGAGAUCAUACGGUUCUCUUAUGAUGGAGAGAUUAACUGGAAGUGAAGAAGGACAUAUUGAUCACAUGCUUCAAGAUAAAACAUUUGAGCAUCCAUACUUACAAGCCCUUGGAUCACAUACUAACUAUUGGAGGGAUUCUGAUACUGCACUUUUCAUAUUAAAACACUUGUAUCGAGAUAUACCUGAAGACCCUAACUCAUCAGAGGAAUCCAGUGCAACCAACUCAAAAGAAGAAAGUGGUUCCACAGGCUGGUGUGAUCAGCGAGAGACUGUUGAUGAAGAGCUUCCUUUGACAUUCUCCGACAAUAUUAUGGUUAAAAAUUUUUCAAGGAAAGCCAAGAAGAUUUUUAAGAAGCGCCGAUGAUGGUGGUAUGCAUAGUACUUCUCGCUACAUCAUGCCUAUAAAUGCAAGUACAACUGGUGGAAAUUGAAGCCAUUUUUGCUAUUAUCUUAUCACUGCAUUCUGGGCCAAAUUACAAAUUAUUUCAUAUACUUUGCAUUGCAUGAAGUUCAAAUUUAUUAUAUGCCAUAUGGUGAUGGGAAUGCAAGAAUCAGUACUCAGAGGUACAUUGGAAAGGAUAUAUGCCUGUGAAUAUGGACGGAGGUACAUAAGGCUCUCCCUUGAAAGGAAGGAAGGGGGAGAGAGUGAGAGAGAGGGCCAGUUGUGCUAUGUGGUAGAGUUACUGUUAGUUAAAUGGCAGAGCGAUUUCUCUGUGUACCUUAAAGGAAAUAUGGUGGCACACUUGCUGGUCAAUGAAACUAAUCCUUGUGGGAUUUAUAUAUGUCAAUUGAUGGAAGUAUAUAACGAGUCAUGUGGUGUUUUUCAAUCAAUAUUUAUAUGGACAGGUUUAAAUGA
This is a messenger RNA of Juglans microcarpa x Juglans regia, 3967 nucleotides long. RefSeq names its product phospholipase SGR2. NCBI's taxonomy places the organism in Eukaryota, Viridiplantae, Streptophyta, Magnoliopsida, Fagales, Juglandaceae. The record is from RefSeq and is a predicted model, not a curated record. The transcript has 21 exons. Gene Ontology annotation, molecular function: glycerophospholipase activity; metal ion binding. Bases 608 to 3475 code for a protein of 955 amino acids. Gene Ontology annotation, cellular component: cytoplasm.